Molecule: messenger RNA, 7811 nt
Organism: Cherax quadricarinatus
Lineage: Eukaryota; Metazoa; Arthropoda; Malacostraca; Decapoda; Parastacidae
Source: RefSeq, a predicted model, not a curated record
AUUUGGAUGGAUCACCAAGUAGUACGUCAUUACUUGAUCCUCCGCCUGUAAUGGUACUGGAGACAGUUGAUCCUCCACCGCCUUUACUCACAGUUGAUACUCACUUAGUGUCAGUGCCUAUCAAGCGGGGACACUCGCCAAAUUCAUCUCCCCUCCUCAACCAUAAAAAACUCUGUUCACCAACUUGCCAACGACAACAUCUAAACUCGCAACAGCAGCAUCAGGAUGGCUCACUGCAUCAACAACUGCAAUCUGGAGGUUUGCGCCUCUUAGAAACUCCCCACGCGCCAACUAUGCAGCAGUUACUGAUCAGCAAGGAGCCGAUCACAGUUCGGGGAGGGCGUCCCGGUGGAGGGAUUUCUGCCUCCCAGAAUGUCAUCACAAAUAAGAGCCAUUCUGUGCUUCGUAAUCUACUGGUGAGUGGACGUGACGAGACUGCUGGCUACUCUGUGUCAGCUCCAGCAAGCCCUGCUGGCACAUCUGCAAGCUCCACUACAUCCCCUGACCCUCAGACAUUAAGUGAUGAGGCUAAGGGGAGAAAGAAUGUGAAUGGUGAUGGCAGUAUAGUGAUUGGAGAGCACCAGGCAGGAGGUAGUGGCCUGACUUCUACAACAGUGCGUCUUCCUAGGGACAAGAUGGCUACUAUGUUGUUAGCUGGUGCUGGGGGAAUCAAUGAUGGUCAGUUGAUGAUUCCUAAAGUGAGAUUAGUGACUGGAAGCCACGGUGCCCUCAUGCAAGCUGGCCAUUUUGCACUCAAACUGGCCACCAACCCAAACUGGCAGUCUGGCCAGGGUUUGGUGAAACGAGGGCGGAGACAAGACCCACUCUUGUUGAUGGAUCCUGAGACUACUAUUCCCAACCUCCUGGAUCUAACUCAGCAGGACUAUGAGUGAAUGGAUGCUGCGAAUUUUUUAAUAAUAAUCGAAGCACAUGAAGGAAACCAAGUUUCGAAUUAAUGCCAAGAAAACAGUGCAGCGAGUAUCAACCAAGACCACAACGACUCCAAGUGUUUGGAAUAUAUGGACUGUGGGACCUCAGUAGUUACUAGUUAAGUGCAUCUGUAUUAGGUGGUUUCCAGUAAUAGGCCAAUUUUAUGAUUAAAGAAUUUUUUUUACUACCCAAGUAAUUUUAUAGACAGUAGGACUUCAUGAAUGGGGACUGGUCUUGAUAUUUGAGUUCUGAAGCAUAAUUACCCCCCUCCCCUCCACACAAAAAACACAUUUCGCAUUGCUCCGAUGCAAUAUAGAGAGAGCUGUUUCCAUAUUCACGUGUAUACCCACAUGAAACAGAUGUAAGUGCCAAUAAGAGAAGCAUUUUGUAUAGUUUCCACCAUGGACAGCCUCUCAUGAAAAUCAUCACUGCCUUUACACUGAAUGAAAGAAAUAUGAAACAGCAUUAAUAACAUGUGCUUGGCUGGCCUGGUAUGCAGCAGGUGCAUCAUUGUCACAUAUCAGCCUUAUAACUACAUCUUCAUUUAAAUUCUUUGAAGUAAAAUUUUCCAUUCAUUGUGUGUAAUGGUUGCACUGCCCUUGUGUUGUUAUAAUGUAAAAGCUUUCAAACUCGUGGAAUGAGUCAGUCUUCAGACAUUGUUAAUGGCUGUAGCUUCUGCCAAAUGUGCUUCAGUCAUUAGUAGCAUUUUCUUUGUUGUAUCUUCAAAGCUUCAAUGCCUCCAUCAAUGUUAUUCAAUUUUUUUAAUAAGCAAACUCACAGUUCUUGCUAGUCUGCACUCCACAAAGGACAUUACCAAAUUAAAAACAUGCAAGAUGCGAGUUUGGGUAGCAAGGCAAUGCCUGAAUUUACAUUUAAUGAUCAGAAGUUUGUGAAGGACAAAUGUACUUUGACACUGCAUAUAUGUGAUGACACCUUCGCCCAUGGGCUGAAUUAAUGAUGCACUGAUUGACAAGCCUUGGAAACCUUGUUCCUGGAUAUGAGGACUUUUCGCAGGUUAUAGAGAAUCUGGUGAAAUCCUUCCCAAACAAAUAAAAUCCAGUCUUAAAGUCCAAAUUCUUGAAACCCUACUGUUUAUGACUGAUGUUUACACUGGCAGAAAAUGAUGAUAAUUGCUUUUAUUCAUUUAAAUUCUCACCAACACAUCAGCCAAUUGUUUUGUUAGGCUGAAAAAGAAAUAUGUGUUAAAUUACAUUAGUGUACAUAAAAAAAAGUACAUUUUCUGGUUCUUAUUAAGUAUUUGAAUGUGCAGGAUUAAACAGGAUAAUCUUAUCAAUACUAAUGCUAUUCACAGCUAGAAGUCAAUGGCAUAUUCUUCAUUGAGUUUUCAGUAUAAAAUAACCAUAUGAGAGAAUAUAAUUCAACCCAGGCAAAUGAAAUUACUUAAAUUACUAAUGUAGAUUCAUACAUAAUAAUGUCAAACAUGUUACUGCAUUGUAUCUUAGAUAAUAAAGUAGGUGAUGGGCAAUAAAGUUUAAGAUUUAAGUGGGCAUGUAGAUAUUAUGUGAGGCUCUUCAGGUUGAGCAUUAUACAGAUGUGGGUAGCACAAAAAUUUGUAAUGUAGGAUUAGAUUUAAAAUAAGAGUGGGAGACAGCAGUAGAGCUGUAGACAGAUAUUUUAGAAAAUAUAUUUUUGUGUGUAUUGUUUAUUUCCUAGAUUUGAGAGCAUAACAGCAAGUCUCCAUGGCAGCUGGAGGUGUGGACCUUCUACAAUACCAAUAAUUAUAUCUUUGCUAUUAUCUUCAAUUCUACAGGUGAAACAUCACAAGUUGUACAUUACAAAUGAGUAAACUUUUGAAGUAAUGGGCUAACAUAGGGAACAUAGCUGGUAAUGGUGGAUAGAGAUAAUAUUGUUUUACAGUUAAUUGUAUAAUAAUGGACAUACACCACACAGAAGGCUCGUCCCAUGGCAAGCCAGUCCUAAAACCAGCAGGUUGGUGUGUUAUCCACUGUCACCCUAAAAAGAUUUAGCACCUGACCUAGUAUUACGACUGGCUUAUCAUGGGUCCAAGACCUCCAUGUGGCAAGUUAUUUACAGUCAUGAUAUAAUGAUUUAUAGAGCCAUGGGAACUUCUGUAAAUAACACUUUUGUUUCUGAAUCAGUCAACUCCGUGAAUUUCGACCCAUUACCGAAGCGCACUGAAAUAAGGUCCAAGUCAAAAUUUUACUGUAUCUGUAAUACUAAAACAAAUGAAAUUCAUAAUUGCAGAGGCUAUUGUUAUACUACCACUGUGCUUUUGUUGAGGGUUAGGAGUAUAUUGCUUAAUACAAUAUAUCUAAUGUAAUAUAGUACUAAAUAUUUCAGACAAAAAAACUGCCUGCUACUGUGGCUUGUAAUGUUAUAAAAGCUUUUGCAAACCGAAUAGCAUUGUAUAUUAACAAUAUUUUUGUGAGCCAACACCACAAUACAGGAAAGGGAAAGUAUGAUGAUACAGAAAACACUUGUGAUGAUACAGAUAAGACUUGUGAUGAUGCACAGAUAAGACUUGCCAUAUAAGUUACUUUGUGAGCCACAGUAAUGCUCUUAGGAGUUUUAUCUAUACAUUUACUAUUUUUAAUUCUGUUUUUAUUAUUAUAAUUAUAACCAAGUGCUCAACCCAAAAGGGUUAUACAGAGCUGCAAAUUUUAUUGUAAUAAAUCAGAAGUAUGUAAAAAAUGUGCAAACUAUUAUGUUCACAAGGAAACACUAAAUCCAUCACUGGAGUUGUAUGGUGCAUGUUGAAUGAGAGAAUCUAAUGUGAUGCAAGAAAGGAGGAAAAGGUAGCUCAAACUCCUUGGAUCAUGAGCCCUUCACCAGUAUCAAAGCACUUCCUGGAGCAGUGGCAAUAAAUCCAUUUAACUUUUCUAAUCACAAUAUGCAAGAUGAAGUAAUGUCUUUUAAAAUUACAUGAAAUUUAUCUUCAUAGGUACAUUGAUGACUGUUCAUUAAGGUUAGAGUUGAAAUGGUUGACUUCACUAGUUUACAUUUAGAUGAAGAUGGAAUAUGACUGACAGCUAGUGAGUAGUUGCAAGUGAGCUGGAUAAAUAUUUAAUGUGCUCACUAUGCUAGCCAGUAGAAACAUUUAUUUAGUUUUACUACAGAAUGCAAACAAAAUGUGCAAGACAACACAAAAGGUACAAAUACUCCAGAACUGAAAGUUUUUCUUCUCUUUUUAUAUAUAUUUUUUAUGCAGCAGUCUAUCAGCAAAAUGACUAAGCAAAAUUUUGAUUCAUGCUUCACUUUGCUUUCCAAUAUAAUACAUCACUACAGUAACCCAUUCUCCUAAUCAAAUGUGUUUACUAUGAAUGAAAACUGUUGCUAAAAUAACACUACAAUGUGAUCAGAUUUUUAUUGCCAUGUUUCCUCGAUCUUCUUGGCAGUUAUAUUUCCUGUUUGCAUAGCAAAACAUUGUCUCAUAUUUAUGCAUUAAGAGCAUAAGAAUAGACAUACACUGCAGUAGGCCUAUUGGCCAUGCUAGGGAGCUCCUACUCACCCAACCACUCCCACUUACAAUCUAUUUUUAAAGCUCACUAAAAUACUCCCUUCAGUAACACUUCUUGGUUUGUUCCAUUAUCCACAACUAUUGCCAAACCAUUGCUUUUCUAUAUUCUCCUUACCUAACGUAUGUAAUUAAUGGUUUUCAAAAAUGACAAGUUGAAGAUUGAGACACUUGUGCAACAUACAGGAAUCUUUAUUAAGGAAUAAAGAUUCCCAUAUGUUGCAUAAGUGUCUCAAUCUUAUCCAACUUAAUUCCAUUGUUGUGACUCCUGUCUUCAUUAGAUGUUUUCAGCACUUUAUAUCCCUUUAUUUAUUGCAACUUUCCAUUUAUACACCUCACUCAUAGCCCCCCCUAAAUUCUAUGCCUGUCUAGGAAGUGCAAAUUAAGUGCCUUCAGCCUAUCUUUGUAGGAAAGGUUUCUUAGAUGGCAUUAAUUGUCAUUCUUCUCUACAUUUUCUAGCACAAUAAUGUCCAUUCUGUAAUAUGGGGACCACAACUGAGCUGUAUAAUCUAAACGAGGCCUUAAUGAUAUAUAAGGUAUGACCCUGGGAAGUCAAGAAGUCUAUUAGCUUUGUUAUGAUCACUUGUGUACUGUUUUCUUGAUUUCUGCUAACCAAAACUAAAUCUUUUUCACAUUCAGUUUGAUUAAGAUCUGUAUUACUGUAGAUUAUACCUUAAGUACCAUAGUUAUUUUCUUUUCCCAGGAUUAGAACUUUACAUUUAUCCACAAACUAUAUACAUCUACCACUUUUCAAACAGUAUCAACCUAUUCCAAUCUUUCUGUAGCUCCCUGGUGUUCUUAGAAGCUAGCUGAUGAUAUGUUUUAGUGUCAUCAGCAAACUUACUCACAUUACUAAUUAUUUCCUCAUUUAUGUCAUUUUUGAAAAAUGAACCCAACACUCACUCCAUGGAAUACCACUUGUUCCACUUGUUUUAUCCAGGACUGACCUCCAAUGCAGCAUGCUUUUACCUUCAUUAGUCUCUAGUAUGGAACUAUCAAAGACCUUACUGAAGUCCAUAUAAACAAAGUUGUAUAUCAUUACAGUAGGUCCCCAACUUACGAUGUAUUGCACUUAUGAUACAGUUUAGAACAAGUUAAUGACCUUAAAACACUGAUCUACAGUUACAACGAUUGCGAAUAUCUGAACGUAAAUCAUUUUAAACAAGUUUGUUUUAGACUUUUUUUUUGCCAAGAGUCUUCAUAUGUUUAUUUUAUGAAAGUAAUGAAGAGGUCAUGUUUGAGUGUGACUGGUGAAUUACUCUCAAAUCAACAAUUACAAUUUCUUAAAGCUAAAUUAUAUUUAUUUUGUUUCCUUUGUUGUUUCACCAUAUGCACUGAUAUUUCACAUCAGUAUGUAUGUGUUGUAUAUAUACAUAUGAAGAUAUACGUUUGGUUUUGGGUGGUAGGUGUGUGGGUGUGUAUCACAUGGUCACUAGGUGAAGACAACAACUCUGCUUAUACCACCAACUAACCUUCAUCCCUCCAAACCUAAGAACACAGAAACCUUCACCUUACCUUAUACCUACACCAUAACCUGGGAAGAGUGGAAUGUAUGGCAUGGGGUAUGGAAGAUGCAGUGCAGGUGUGUGUGGGCACUGUACAUUGUAUUUGGUGGAAUGCAGUGUCUGUGGUAUGGAGACCUGGUACAUUGUGAAGGUGGUGUACAGUGUAGGAGUGAAAUAGUGAGAGGACUAGAGAACAGUGUGAGGGGUGAAAUACCAUAAGGGGGUUGGAAUAUUAUGUGGGACACGCAAUGGGAGGUAGAUAUGGGAUUAGGGAGAGGAGGAAAGUAAGGGGAAUAGGAAAGGAGAAAGGUAGGCUAGGUAAAUAGCAAAAGAGAAAGAUAGGUAAGGAAAAAUAGAGGGAGGGAGGUAGGUUGGUAAGGGUAACAGGAAAGGGAGGGAUGGAGAUUAGUAAGGGUAAUAGGAAAGGGAAGGAGGGGGGGUUGGUAAUGGUAAUAGGAGAAGGAAGGAGGGAUGUUGGUAAUGGUAAUAGGAGAGGGAGGGAGGUUGGUAAGGGAAAUAGAAGAGGGAGGGAGUUAAGGGAAUAUUAUAAGUAUAACCAAGUGUUAAACCCAUAAGGAUUAUACAGAGGUAAGGGAAUAAGAGAGGAGGGAGGUAAGAGAAUAGGAGAGGACUGGAACAUAGAUAAAGGAACACAUCUCUGAUUAUAACUUGGGUGUCUCUGGGGGAAAAGAAUUUGUCUCCAUCAGUUUAUGAAAAAAUUUUAGGAACACGUUAAUGUCACAAAGGAGAUCCACUGUAUUAUAUUUAUUGGUAGGUGUGUGAUAGUUAAAUUUGUCAAGUGAUGUUAACUUAAUCGAACCCAGCUAGAAUAUGUAGAGAAACUGGAUUAAACAUAGUGAAAAGCAACACUGGCAUUAGGAAAACAGGUUGAUUGCACUUACUAGUUGAUUUGCUUUUUUUAUUGCAAUUUUGCUGCCUCAUCAUACUCUUGCAUCAUCUACUUCAUCAAACAGUUCAUUACUCUAACAUUAUAUCCACUCCCAAUAUUAAUAGGCCCAAAAUUAAUAUGUUAAAAUGCCAGCAUUCUCUUAGUGCUGUAUGUGUUUAAAUUGUCAUAUUUUGAAAUGUGUAAGUUACAAAGGAUGUAGAAGGAUGAAUAAUAUAAAAUAUUACUUUCAUGGCUUAACACUUCACAAUAACUGAUAAUCCAACAUUGUCAAAAAUGUACUGAUUUAUUCUUUACCUGUAAUAUGUGAUUAACUCUGAUUAGAAUAAAUCAAGAGAACUAUUUCAUUUGAAGAGUGUAAUGUUCAUGUUCAAUAGACUUAAAACUUGCAUAAAAGCAUUUAGCACAUGCUUUAAAUAAGAAUAUUCAUACACUGAGAUUUGUCUUAUUGAGAGCAUCUGUUGCAGUACUAGGCCUAAAAGCUAUCAUACAUUUGUACAGUCAUAAAUGUUUCAUAUAUGAUUUGUCCACAGCAUUUUCUAUCUGACCAUACGAGUAAAAAAUAUAUACUCUGGCAGAAGGCAUCUCAUAGAGGCUCUAGCAUUCAUUCAGCUUUAGAGAGUUUAUAUGGCAUGAAUCUCAUAACUGUAAUGCUCUUUAUUUUUGUGAUAAUUAAAGUAUCUAUUUCACAAGCUAACAAACAAAUGUGUUAAGAGCUACUUAAAAUCUAGUGAAUUACUUUUAUGCUGGCAAAUAUUAGUGCCAUUUUAAAAAUGCACAAACAAAUACAUACUACUGCUGAAAUAAUGGCAAUUGAGCAGAAACAAAUGAAAUUACACUAGUACAGUAUUGUACAUGACGUUUACAUUUAAAUUGUCGAGUCGGAGUUGGCAAGAUACUAAUCCUGUUUAAGAUAAACUGAGUUUUUGUAACUUUUCAUUUGACAAAAAUUACAAUAAAAAAAUAUAAAACA